CUCCUCUUUGACCGGUCGGCUGACGUCGAGCUGCUGCCACGUCAUCGGACGCUCCGUCACCACCAACAACAUCAAACAUGGCGGCGUCCGUCCGGGAGAAGCAGACGGUCGCUCUGAAGCGCAUGUUGAACUUUAACGCUCCUCCUCUGAAGAACACAACAGCCGAGCCAGUAUGGAAGGUGUUGAUAUACGACAGGUUCGGCCAGGACAUCAUCUCCCCGCUGCUGUCCGUCAAAGAGCUGAGAGACAUGGGCAUCACCCUGCACCUUCUGCUUCACUCAGACAGAGAUCCUAUCCCCGACGUUCCUGCCAUCUACUUCGUCAUGCCCACAGAGGAGAACAUAGACAGGAUAUGUCAGGACCUGAGGAACCAGCUGUACGAGUCAUACUUUCUGAACUUCAUCUCUGCAAUCAGUCGGAGUAAACUGGAGGACAUCGCCAGCGCCGCCCUGGCUGCUAACGCCGUCACUCAAGUCACCAAGGUUUAUGAUCAGUACCUCAACUUCAUCACUCUGGAGGACGACAUGUUCGUGCUCUGCCAUCAGAACAAGGAGCUCAUCUCGUACCACGCCAUCAACAGAGCAGACAUCCAGGACACAGACAUGGAGGCCAUCAUGGACACCAUCGUCGACUCGCUCUUCUGUUUCUUUGUCACGCUCGGUGCAGUGCCGAUCAUUCGCUGUCCCCGUGGAAACGCAGCAGAGAUGGUCGCCGGGAAACUUGAUAAGAAGCUCCGAGAGAACCUGCGGGACGCCAGAAACAGCCUCUUCACUGGAGACAACAUGGCUGCCGGACAGUUCAGUUUUCAGAGGCCUCUGUUUGUUCUGGCUGAUCGUAACGUGGACCUGGCCACGCCCCUUCACCACACCUGGACCUAUCAGGCGCUGAUCCACGAUGUGCUGGACUUCCAUGAGAUGGGUGGAGGAGGGCAUGGGGGCUGCGCCAUCUCCUGCCGGUGCCAGACAAAGAAGAAGAACAGGAACGACCUGACCGCUGCCGACAAGUUCUGGCAACACAAGGGCAGUCCGUUCCCAGAGGUGAGAGUGGUCCAGGAGGAGUUGGACACUUACCGAGCGCAGGAGGACGAGGUCAAACGCCUGAAGAGCAUCAUGGGGUUUAGAGGCGAGGACGAAGGAGCCAUCAGCAUGCUGUCAGACAACACGGCGAGUGCUUUCCUCUGUUGACUUGUUUUGUGUUCCUCUGUGUGCUGCAGCUCUCUGCCCGAGCUGCUGGAGAAGAAACGACUGAUCGACCUGCCACCAACGUGCACAGCCGUCCUCGACCACAUCAAGUCGUAACUGGACGUUUACUUUGAGUUUGAAGAGAAACUGAUGAGCAAGUCGACCUUAGACAAAUCUAUACUGGACAUCAUCAGUGACCAAUCAGCCGGGUCCCCUGAAGACAAAAUGAGACUUUUCCUCAUCUACUACAUCGCAGCUCAGCAGGUUCCUUCAGAGUUGGACUUGGAGCAGUAUAAGACGGCUCUGAUGGACGCCAACUGUGACCUUUCACCUCUGAACUACAUCAAGCAAUGGAAGGCGUUUGCAAAGAUGGCUGCAGCCCCGGCAAACUACGGCAACAGUGGAGUCAAACCGAUGGGGUUGUUUUCCAGAGUGAUGAACACAGGCUCCCAGUUUGUGAUGGAGGGAGUGAAGAACCUGGUGAUCAAACAGCAUAACCUUCCGGUCACUCGGAUCCUGGACAACCUGAUGGAGAUGAAGUCUCAUCCUGAAACAGACGACUAUCGAUACUUUGACCCAAAGAUGCUGCGAGGCAGUGAGAGCUCCAUUCCCAGGAACAAGAACCCGUUUCAGGAGGCCAUCGUGUUCGUGGUCGGAGGAGGAAACUACAUCGAGUAUCAGAACCUGGUGGACUACGCUAAGAUGAAACAGGGGAAGAAGGUCGUUUACGGCUGUAGUGAACUCUUCAAUGCUACUCAGUUCAUCAAACAGCUCUCCCAACUCGGCCAAAAGUGACGGGGACGCCAACGACACCUGUGAAUCUCUCUCUCUCUCUCCCUCUCCCUAUUGCUCACCCCCUCUCUCUCUCUCCUCCCCCUCUCUAUCCUCCCCCCUCCCCCCUCUCUCUCUCUCUCUGUUUUCUCUUUAUUCCAGUUGUUUUAUAAAACUCUGUAAAUGGACUCAAACAUUUUCUGUCUUCACUGUAAUAAUUUUCUGUCUCUGAGCUCUAAUGAUAAUAAAACUAGAAUCUAACCUUA
Labrus bergylta (ballan wrasse) is the source of this 2218-nucleotide messenger RNA. The record is from RefSeq and is a predicted model, not a curated record. Lineage: Eukaryota; Metazoa; Chordata; Actinopteri; Labriformes; Labridae.